AGAAUACACCCUCCCUUCUGCAUACCACUCCCUGCAAUGGCCCUUGGAUCCCUAAAGAACUCUAAGUGGGCAGACCGGACUCCGGCCGAGGCACAUGUCUUCACGCAAGAGCAGCGCAUCGCACAGGAGAAGGAGAAGGCAACGCGUUUGCUAGGGCGCCUGCGUUGGAAAGCUGAAUCGUUGAUUGCAUCAUACAAUCGCGCACUGGAUAUUCUGAGUACAGCACCAGGGAACCUUGAUGGCCGGCAUCUGAGAUAUCCAUUCAUGUUGGGUCUCGGGGUCGUGAGUCCCGCCGUGACCCCCCAUGAGCAAGCACGAGAGGCUGAGAUGCAGAAGAGGCGAGCCGAAUCUAUGUUCAAGCUCGACUUCUUCGAAUUCUACGCCCUUCUUGAGCGAUAUAUUACUCAGUGUUUGUCUAUACUUGGUGUCCAUGUGACUGCUAAUGCUCUUGGCCCUAAUAUCGGUCUCCGUUUGCUCACGAACCCGAAUGCACCUCGAACCGUUCAGAGCAAUGGCAUGAACCAGGUCCAUUCGUCUCAUCGCUUUCAUGAGAAUCUUCUAGAAAUGCUAGAUCAGGGGGAUAACCCGCUGCAUCAAGCCCUCGGCCGCCAAGACGUUCGUAUCCAACUUGGUCGCGCAAAGGAAUAUCGCAACAAAUGGAAGGAUGCCGACGAGAAGUUAACAGUCUCGAAGUGGACUCCCGAAGAUGACCCGAUUAAACUCAGGGACCUCGACCUCGAGAGAAUGCUCUCGACCAUCUUCGGAGGCUUGGAGCACGCCCAAAGUGUUGUUAACCAAAGCCUUGGAAACAGUGGCAUGCUUUUAUAUCAACGAGAUGUCGACAUCGACGAUGAUUCCAUGCCUUAUGAAUACAUGUACGACCCAAUGGACCUGGAUUGAGACGAAGACGAUGCUAGCUAUGUUUAUUUGUUUUUCAGAAGGUAGGUACAUCAUUAUUGUGGCCUCAAUGAUGUCGCCCAGGUGUAUAUCCACCGAGGUGGGACCAUAUGUUUAGAUACCCUUUUCUUCUUGCUUCGGAUGGCGGGCGGCGUUUUCCUUGAGUCUUGACGACUAGGAUAUGGUGUUGGUCAUUGCAUCGUCAAGCGACGAUAUAUUCCCUUACGUAUAUGACGGCCAUGUUUGAUUCGAUACCGCCGGCGAAGGAAACGG
Lindgomyces ingoldianus is the source of this 1170-nucleotide messenger RNA. RefSeq lists its product as uncharacterized. The record is from RefSeq and is a predicted model, not a curated record. The transcript is spliced from 2 exons. Lineage: Eukaryota; Fungi; Ascomycota; Dothideomycetes; Pleosporales; Lindgomycetaceae. The coding region runs from base 37 to 900 and encodes 287 amino acids.